This is a messenger RNA of Penicillium brasilianum, 804 nucleotides long. The record is from the annotation of a GenBank genome assembly. Lineage: Eukaryota; Fungi; Ascomycota; Eurotiomycetes; Eurotiales; Aspergillaceae.
AUGACACCAGGGUUCAGUGGACUCAAGGAGCAGUUCUUGGGCGACUUCGCCACUAGAUUUCAGCAAUCUGGGUUUACCGUGCUUGUCUACGAUCCUCGGGGAUGGGGAGAAAGUGGGGGGGCGCCUCGAAACGAAGUAGAUCCUCAGAAGCAGGUCCAAGACUAUUAUGACGCCUUUGAUUUCGUGGCCGGGCUCCCGGACGUGGACCCUGGGAAGGUGGUGUACUGGGGAAGUAGUAUGUCUGGAGGUGUUGUCCUACAGGCCGCCGCAUUCGAUCCGAGAAUUUCUGGGGUGAUUGUUCAAGCCCCAUUUGUUUCGGCUGACGCCCAGGUCGGACCAGUGGCUUCUGCGAUGGCAGAUACCCUUUUUAAAGAGCGUGCAGCAGUGCGCGGGGGUAGCGGCCGACAGAUGCUGCCAGUGUUUCCUGAAACAAUAGAAGAAGCACGGAGCGGAACAUCGCAUGCUAUACUCAACCAGCCGGAAGCUUUCAUUUUCAUUGAUGAAUGCAACCGGCAGGGCAAGCACCUCGAGCGUUAUGUAACAGCAACCACCCUUCUGAAUGUCAUGACUUUCGAGCCUCGAAGUUUUAUCAGGAAGAUUUCACCUAAGCCUAUUCUAAUGGUGGUUGCCGAAAAUGAUCGAACUACCUCGGUCGAGUCUCAGCUCGAGGCAUAUCAAUUUGCGCAUGAGCCUAAAAAACUGAAAAUCAUCAGGAAUGCAGGGCACUUUGAGAUGUACUUUGGUGAAAAGUUUGAAGAGAACAUUGAGGCGCAGCUGGCAUUUCUGGACGAUUUAUUUUUUUGA